AAAAGGCUGACACAAAGGGGCUUUCACUAGAUAUACACAUUUAGAAAUGUACACAUAUUUCAUAGUAUAUAUGAAUGAGUCUAACCAUUGAUUGUUUCUGUGGAAAUUUAUAUGUAAUGUAAAACCUAAGUGCUGCGCUGCGUCAAUAUGUUUAAAAACUGUAUCUAAAAAAACCAAAAACCAAAAGUAGACUUUGUUUUUCACUUUAGCAAAUUAAGAAACAAAACUCAUCGUUUGUCACCUAAACAGAUGUUUUGGGAAUAUACUGAUGCACUGAUGUAAGCAUGUUUGUGUGCCUCAACUUAUCUUAAUUAUAAACAAAAUCAUAAUUUUUAUCUUCUAUCCUUGUAUUCUUGUUAUGUUCUGUCACAGGACACUAUACAACACUAUAGACACUAGACACUAUAUCAAACCGCAGUCUGCUGCUGUUGACUGUCCACCUGACUGUCUCUGAUAUAUCCGGUGACACAGAAUGAAAGUCAGCAUUGUGUUCUUAGUCACAAAAAGAUCAUAAUCUGAUGGUUAAAUCAGUCAGAAGACAGCUGUGCAACAAAGCCCUCAAAAUAAAAUGUAAUUUAAGAAUUGCUAGAACAGUCUUUAUAUUACUUACAAAUACUCGCUGAAGGCGAGUUUAAUUUUUAACCUUUGUUUAACUUUAUACCUCAGUGGCCUGUUUCCAGUGGCUGAAGCUCGACAUCCUGACUGAGAGAUAUAAAGUGUGUAAAGGACCAACCACAGUACUUAAACUGCAGUUGUAGCUUUGAGGUCGUCUUCCUGCUUUGAAGUGAAGAACAAUAAAUAGAGUGAGGGUGUCCACAAAGUCUCACAAGAGGCUGAAGGAAAUAGGAGGAGUACAUUAUGACUUCGCUGUGCAUCGCAGUGCUGUGAAGAUGAAUUUGGCAAACAUUUUUAUUUUCAUUCAGCUCUUAGGAGCCCAUGCAGACGUGAUAUUUAGGCGUCUGACAAAGAACCAGUCACUGGAGCUCUCCUGCUCCCCUCAGCAGGACCUGGGCCGUCUGAUGGGCCUCCACCUGUACCACCGCAGCUCCCAGAGCCAGACCACCCUGCUCUCCAUUGCAGGGGACGGCGAACACAGGGUCAACCCAGAACACAGGGGGCGUCUGCAGCUCUGCGGACGACUGGACUCGCCGCAGGUCAAUGUGACCAUAUCCCACUUAGAGCACAGUGACACAGGCCUCUACAUGUGGGAACUGAGCUACGGAGAGGAGCUCAGCCCUGAUCUCGUCCUCAGUGCUCAAAAGGUUUUCUUGCUGGUUGAUGGGGCAGGGAGGCCAUGCCAGUGCUCUCCCAGUUACCCCCCUCUCAUCUUUACCAUCUUUGCAGCAGCAGGACUCGUUAUGCUCACACUCGGCUGGCUGGCCGCAGAGAAAUGUGUAAAGGCGAGGCGUCAUCACAGACCACAGCCUCCUGUUCCUAUCUAUGAGGAAAUGACCAGGAAGCAGCAGAGCGCAGGAAUCCCUCAAAAUAACCAUGAGGCCCCCUCACACCUGGAGGAAGACAACUUCCCUGUGUACGCUAACCCCAACAUCCGACAACCACAGGACAACUAUUACGCCUGUCCCAGGCAGCUUGCCCUCAGAGCCUGACGUGACUUUUGCCAUUGAACUAAUGGUGCAGAAAACACAUACAGGAAAUGACUCUGCUGCAAGAAUAUGAUCUGAGAGUUGCAGAGCAGCACACAUGCUGCACUGAUGGUAAACCUUCGCCCAGGAAACAAGAAAGAUCUGUGUGGUGCAGCAAACGCAGAGAGUGGAGCACCAAAUAAUCAAAAGGCACAUUUUUUAACAGCCAAGAAAAAAAAAAAGCUAUUUUAUUAAUAUUUGAAAGAAGCUCCAUAGUUCAUGAAAACAUUUGUUUCGGUGCAUGUCAUUUAACAAUCACAUUCUAUGAGGAGAAAGAGAUAUACAGAGAGAAAAAAAUAAAA
Messenger RNA from Seriola aureovittata, 1945 nucleotides. RefSeq lists its product as uncharacterized. The record is from RefSeq and is a predicted model, not a curated record. Gene Ontology annotation, cellular component: membrane. Gene Ontology annotation, biological process: adaptive immune response. Lineage: Eukaryota; Metazoa; Chordata; Actinopteri; Carangiformes; Carangidae. The transcript is spliced from 4 exons. Gene Ontology annotation, molecular function: signaling receptor activity. The coding region runs from base 891 to 1607 and encodes 238 amino acids.